CGACUUGUCAUCCACCCUCCACCGAGUCUACUAUCUACUAUCUCCUAUCUACCCUCAUCAUUGAACCAUCCCAUCCCUUAACAGCAGCACAAACACAUCACAAUGCUCAACAUUCCCUCUCCACCAAUCCCCCUCGAUGAGUUCCGUGUCUCAUACGAAACAGGCUUCUUACCCGUUCACUCCACCGCCAACAACAAAAAACUCCCUCUUCACAGACUCUCAAACCCUUAUUAUACACCAUGGGAAGAUGUCAUGACCAAUUUACCCCGACUCAUUCAAAGUGGCGAGAUUAGAAAGAAGAUUCUUGACUUACCGGUCCUGUCUGUUAACGGACUUGAUGCAAAUGAAGAAGCCGAAUGGCAGAGGGCGUACCUUGUGCUUGCAUUUUUGACGCAUGCGUAUAUCUGGGGUGGAAAGAAGGCUGAAGACAAACUACCACCAAGCAUAUCCCGUCCUUUCGUAGAGAUUUCGGCUCACCUCGAACUCCCUCCCUGCGCGACAUAUGCAGCACUAAAUCUGUGGAACUUCACCACCAAACCUUCAGAAGAUAACGAAGAUAUUGAUCUCACCAACCCGGAUAAUCUCUACACCAUCAACUCUUUUACUGGCACAGACGACGAACGCUGGUUCCUCGUCGUUUCGGUUGCCAUGGAAGCCUGCGGCGCAAAAAUGAUUCGUCUGGUUCUCGACAGUAUCGUCACCAUCAACAUGACUACUAAUAAUACUUCCGAAGACGACGGCAACACUGAUAUCAGCAGUAACAGAAACGUCAUCCUGACAAACCUCCUGAAUGAAAUGGGCAAAUGCAUAGAUGAACUAGGCCAUAUACUGGAAAGAAUGUACGAACGAAACGACCCCAUGACAUUCUAUCAUCAAAUACGACCGUUAUUAGCCGGAUCAAAGAAUAUGGCUGCAGCCGGCUUGCCGAAUGGCAUGUUUUAUGAUACGGGCGAUAACAAUGGGCGAUGGCAUCAGUAUAGCGGUGGAAGCAAUGCGCAGAGCUCACUGGUUCAAUUGAUUGAUAUUGCCCUGGGGAUUCAACAUAUUGCUAGUGGAGAGGUUUCUGAUAAGACGGGGAAGGAUCAGCGCACUGCUUUCAUGAAGGUGACUCCCCUUUGGUCCCCUUUUUGGUCGUUUGAGAAUUAGGGUUUCUGACAUGGUUUGAAGGAAAUGAGGAAUUAUAUGCCAGGCCCUCAUCGCAAGUUUCUUGAGUAUAUCGCUUCAAUCGCCAAUAUACGUCCGUAUGCCCUUAGUCUCCCAGCGUCGUCGGACGUGCGACAAGCAUACAACGCAGUGAUUAUGAAACUAGGCGGAUUCCGUGAUAAGCAUAUCCGGAUAGUUUCGAGAUAUAUCGUUACGCCUGCAUCGAAGCCUGCUCCUCAGUCGUCGAAGUAUGAAGAGGUUAGAGUCAACCUUGCGAGUGCCACGUCCCAUAAUGCAGAGUCAGAUACGAUGGGUACUAAUACCACAAACCCGAGGGAAGAGAAGGUGUUUUAUGGAACUGGAGGGACGGAUUUGAUUCCGUUUUUGAAGGCAACGAGGGAUGAGACUAAGGCUGCUGCGAGAUUUGUCGAAUAGUAUCGGUGAUACCUAGGUAUGAGUAAUAUACAGUUCACUU
This is a messenger RNA of Talaromyces stipitatus ATCC 10500, 1618 nucleotides long. Its product is annotated as indoleamine 2,3-dioxygenase, putative. The coding region runs from base 103 to 1146 and encodes 347 amino acids. Lineage: Eukaryota; Fungi; Ascomycota; Eurotiomycetes; Eurotiales; Trichocomaceae. The record is from RefSeq and is a predicted model, not a curated record. Gene Ontology annotation, biological process: 'de novo' NAD+ biosynthetic process from L-tryptophan. Gene Ontology annotation, molecular function: heme binding; indoleamine 2,3-dioxygenase activity; metal ion binding. Gene Ontology annotation, cellular component: cytoplasm. The transcript is spliced from 2 exons.